This is a messenger RNA of Chanos chanos (milkfish), 3654 nucleotides long. It is a transcript of the gene myt1b, whose product is annotated as myelin transcription factor 1b. The transcript has 24 exons. Lineage: Eukaryota; Metazoa; Chordata; Actinopteri; Gonorynchiformes; Chanidae. Bases 1 to 3654 code for a protein of 1217 amino acids. Gene Ontology annotation, cellular component: nucleus. Gene Ontology annotation, biological process: regulation of transcription by RNA polymerase II. Gene Ontology annotation, molecular function: DNA-binding transcription factor activity, RNA polymerase II-specific; RNA polymerase II cis-regulatory region sequence-specific DNA binding; zinc ion binding. The record is from RefSeq and is a predicted model, not a curated record.
AUGAAGCUGUGUGGGACUUUUCUGGAGAAUGAGUUUCGGGGUGAGCUCCUGAACCAGCGGUGGACCAGAGGCGACCGGAUCAGCCGCUGUAGACCGACACUGAGACUGCAGAGCCAACCAAUCAAAAUGAGUCUGGACAUUGAUGAGAAGCGCACACGCACACGAUCCAAGGCAGUUCGAGUUUCUACAGAGCUUGUGGCACAAGACCUGAGCUGCCCUACGCCAGGAUGCAAUGGUUCUGGCCAUAUCAGUGGAAAAUAUGCCCGACACAGAAGUGCACUAAGCUGCCCAUUAGCCAGGAAGAGGCGGAUCCAAGAGGCAGAACCAGACCAAGAGCAGCCUGUAUCCAAGAGGAAGUCCCACCCACUGAAGCUAGCUAUGGAUGAGGGUUUCAGUGUGGACAGUGAUGGGAGCAGUGAGGAGACAGAGGUGAAGGAGGAGGAGGAGGAGGAGGAGGAGGAGGAAGAGGAUGCAAAGGAAGGUGAUGAAGAGGAGCAGAGAGAGCAGAGAGAGCAGAAAAAUGAGAAUACAAAUGCAGAAGAGGCAGAUGAGGAGGAGUGUAUGAUCAUUGAGGAGUCCAGCACAGAGAAGCCAAAAUCCUCCAGUGGGGAGGAGUAUUCCAACUACCAGCAGAUGGUGGCCAGCUCCCUGCUCCACCUUGGCCAGGCCUCCAUCAACCAAGCUCCAUCUCCUCACAGGCCCCUCGCCAUGGAAACGGAUCAGCAAAACCAGGAGACGACAGAACGCUGUGUUAGGGAUACUGAGGAAGAGGAAGGCGAAGAGCAGUUAGCUGAGAGAGACGAAGAGGAGAUAGGCCAAAAGGAAGCUCCACGCUUUAAUGACAAUAAAGAGGAAGAGAAGAUGGAUGGUGAGGAGAAUGAAAAUGGAGAGAAAGAGCAGCAGAAAGAAAGUGAUCACCAGUACUUCAAUGAAGAACUUCAAACGCCACAGGUUGAGGAAGAGGAGGAUGGACAGGAAGAAACAGAAAUCAAGAGCCAGAGGGAAGAGAUGAUGGACGAUGAAGAUGAUGAUAUCAAGGAAUCAGAGAGAGAACAGGCAACUCACAAACCCUCUGACCCCAUCCCCAACGUCACUUUUCAGGAAACUGAGAUGAACGACAGCCACCGGGUUACCACCCGAGAGGCCUACGUUACCCACAAACCCACAUCACCAGAGAACUACAACUCCUACAAGGCCGCAGCGGCCCCCGAGGUGAUCGAGGUCCGAUCAGAGCAAUCGGAGAAAGAUUACGUAGACGGCGAUGAUGACGAUGAGGAAGACGAUGACAGUCUGUCUCAGAGGUCUACGGUGACAGACGAGUCGGAGAUGUUUGAUAUGACGCGCGGAAACCUGGGACUUCUGGAACAGGCCAUCGCCCUGAAGGCAGAACAGGUCAAGAGUCCUCGAGAGAUCGGACGAAUCCCCGAACACCAUCGCUAUUUUCCUCUGGACGACCGCUCCAGCAAACAUUUGGAAAACAUACGCAAAACCUACUUCAGUAAAGAGAGCUCCCGGCCAGAGAAGAAAGAGGUCAAGUGCCCCACCCCUGGCUGUGAUGGCACAGGUCAUGUGACCGGACUCUACCCGCAUCACCGCAGUCUGUCUGGCUGCCCACAUAAGGACAGAAUCCCACCUGAGAUCUUGGCCAUGCAUGAGAAUGUGCUGAAGUGUCCUACUCCCGGUUGUACAGGACAGGGACAUGUAAACAGUAACCGUAACACACAUCGCAGUUUGUCCGGAUGCCCUAUCGCAGCAGCUGAGAAGCUGUCUAAGAGCCAUGACAAACAACACCUGUCUCAGCCAAUGAGUGAGCACCCCAAAGGAAGCCCCAACUCUGACCGUGUACUCAGGCCCAUGUGUUUCGUGAAGCAGUUGGAGAUUCCUCACUAUGGCAGCUACAGGCCCAAUGUGGUGCCUACAACGCCUCGCGCUAACCUGGCUAAAGAGCUGGAGAAGUACUCCAAGGUGUCCUUUGAUUAUGCAAGCUUCGACGUGCAGGUGUUUGGCAAGCGCAUGCUAGCCCCAAAGAUGCAGACCAGCGAAACCUCACCCAAAGCCUUCAAAACUAAACAGCCCUUCCCCAGGGCCUCUUCGCCCAAUCACAGCCUGCACUGCUACAGCAAGACUGGCCCCUCUGGGGCCUAUGACUACUCCCAUGAUGCCGAGGCAGCCCACAUGGCUGCCACAGCCAUCCUCAACCUGUCCACUCGCUGCUGGGAGAGACCUGAGAACCUCAGCAUCAAGCAACAGGACAAGAACAUGGACAUUGAGGUGGAUGAGAAUGGUACUCUGGACCUGAGUAUGAAGAAGCCCAUUAAAAAGGAAGGAAGUCUGUCUUGCACCAGCCCAGGAGUACGCUCCCCAGACCCCUCUUCUUCUUCAUCAUCCUCCCAUCACCAUGGCAACAGCGGCAUGACCUCACCCCACUCCAUACACACCUACAAACAGGAGGAGUGGGAGGGGCCACUUGACUUCACCAAACCCAACCGCCAGAGAGAGGAAGAUGUGGAGGAGAUGGACCACACAGCACAGUCGUUUGCCUCGUCUGACCCAGAAGACUGUGAGAUGAUGCAGGACUCUCUAGAGGACAGGAAAUACCCUGGAGAGGUCACCACCCCAAGCUUCAAGGUCAAGUUCCAGUCCAAGGACGGCAAGAAGGAGCUUCUGUUGUGUCCCACUCCAGGCUGUGAUGGUAGUGGGCAUAUUACCGGAAACUAUGCAUCUCAUCGCAGCCUGUCUGGGUGUCCUCUUGCUGAUAAGAGUCUGCGGUCCCUAAUGGCAGCACACACCCCUGAACUCAAGUGCCCAACUCCAGGGUGUGAUGGAUCAGGUCAUAUCACUGGUAACUACGCUUCCCACAGAAGUUUGUCUGGGUGUCCCCGUGCCAAGAAAGGUGGAAUAAAAACAACUCCUACCAAGGACGACAAGGAGGACUCCGAGCUCCUAAAAUGUCCGGUACCAGGCUGUGACAGUCUAGGUCAUAUCAGUGGGAAGUAUGCCACCCACCGCAGUGCCUAUGGGUGUCCACUGGCAGCUCGCAGGCAGAAAGAGGGCAUGCUGAACGGUUCUCCAUUCUCCUGGAAGGCCUUUAAGACCGAGGGCCCCACAUGCCCCACACCAGGCUGUGAUGGCUCUGGCCACGCCAAUGGCAGCUUCCUCACCCACCGCAGUCUCUCUGGCUGUCCCCGAGCCUCGUUUGCCAAGAAGAAAGCCAAGUUCCCAGGAGAGGAGUACCUCGGUACCAAGUUCAGGGCCAGUGAUGUGCUAGACAAUGAUGAGGACAUCAAGCAACUGAACAAAGAAAUCAGUGAGCUCAAUGAGUCCAACAACGUGAUGGAGGCAGACAUGGUCAACCUCCAAACACAGAUCUCAUCCAUGGAGAAGAACCUGAAGAAUAUAGAGCAAGAGAAUAAGCUCAUUGAGGAGCAGAAUGAGGCUUUGUUUAUGGAACUGUCUGGACUGAGCCAGGCCCUUAUCCGCAGCCUGGCCAACAUCCGCCUGCCGCACUUGCAGGAGCCAAUCACAGAGCAGAAUUUCGACAGCUACGUGAGCACGCUGACUGAUAUGUACACCAACAAAGACUGCUACCAGAACCCCCAGAACAAGGCCCUACUGGAAACCAUCAACCAGGCCGUCAAGGGCAUCAAGGUCUGA